Messenger RNA from Chelonus insularis, 1127 nucleotides. RefSeq names its product methyltransferase-like protein 23. The record is from RefSeq and is a predicted model, not a curated record. Gene Ontology annotation, cellular component: nucleus; cytoplasm. The transcript has 2 exons. NCBI's taxonomy places the organism in Eukaryota, Metazoa, Arthropoda, Insecta, Hymenoptera, Braconidae. The coding region runs from base 241 to 990 and encodes 249 amino acids.
AUUUUUUUCCGGUGGCAACAAACCAGUCAAGUAAUGCCAUCUAUUGUUUUUUUAAAAAACGGAAAUACUACGCGAAAACGUCGACAGCUGCACUCGCGCAUUGACAACUGUUGACAAUAUAAGUCCUAAUUUUUUAAAUAAAUUUAAUAAAAAUUUUGUUAUCAAUAUUAUUGUUAUGAAAUUGAUAAACAAAAUAAUGUGCAAAAUGAAUAAUUAACAUGCAAAGUUUCAUAAUCAGUAAUGCCUGGUUUAGAAGAAAGUAUUUGGUUCGAAACGAGUCCAUCCGCGAGUAGCCUAAUGUCCGAUGGAGUCGCUGCCGAGCAAGUGAAAAAGUUUUUUUUCACGUCUCGCAAAUCGCAUGAAACUGGACAACACGACGAAUCUCUUGAAAUUUAUAUUCCUGAACUCUUGCAAGCCAGCUACAGUUUUUACACGUGGCCAUCAGCACCGGUUCUUGCUUGGUUCCUUUGGGAGCAUCGUGAAGAACUCGUUGGUAAGAGAGUUUUAGAAUUAGGAUCAGGAACUGCACUUCCCGGAAUAGUUGCUAGUAAGUGUGGAGCACACGUGACACUCAGCGAUUCAGCAAGUUUGCCAAAGAGUUUACAACACAUUAGAAGGAGUUGUGAAUUAAACGGAGUAUUGUCACAAGUAAAAGUUGUUGGAAUAACUUGGGGCCUUUUUCUCUCUAGCUUACUGUCAAUUGGUCCAUUAGAUUUAAUUCUUGGUUCUGAUUGUUUUUACGAGCCUUCUGUAUUUGAAGAAAUAGUUGUAACAGUUGCUUAUCUCUUAGAAAGAAAUCCAGAAGCAAAAUUUCUUUGCACUUAUCAAGAAAGAAGUGCAGACUGGUCAAUAGAGCAUUUAUUAAACAAGUGGGGUCUCGUUUGUAAUCACAUUUCUUUAACAGGAUUAGGAGCGGAUUCUGGGAUAACUCUAGCAGAGUUAAUGCAAGAUCAUACCAUCCAUUUAUUGGAUAUAAGAAAAGCUUCAUAAGCAAUCUAAAAUAUGGCCACAAAAGGACUUAAAAACAUUUUUAGAAUUAGAGUUGUUAAUCUUCCUUGGACUGUCAAUAGCCCUCAGCUGAAACAAUAUUUUUCACAAUUUGGACAAAUCGUUAAUGCUCACGUUAU